GAAGCCUUCCUCCUUGCAAUUACGAGUCGCGAAACACAGAAAAUGUCUCAAUAUAAUCACAACCAGCACAAUUUUCCCGAGGGCAGCGCAAAUCUCGACCCAAGUCAUCAGACCAACGUAGACCCUAGGACCCACAACCAUGGCCACCGCGCACCAGAGCCAAUUCCAGUCAUCUUCCCAAAUGCCGGUGACCUGCCCAGUACGCUUGAGCUAUCUUCACGAUCCGCCAGCCCCGACUCCGAUGGUGGCAUCGAGACAAACCACUCCAGCGCAAUACAUUGGGGCAAUAUUGAUGCCUUUACCCAGGAUGGCAGGUAGGCAAAUGGCUCAUAUUCCCCCACCUCUUCCUAAGAGCCUAUACUUGGAAUUGCGGGCUAACUGUAUACCACAUUUCCAAUCUAACAGCCCCUUGAGUCCCCUCUACCCAACCCCCUUCGCCACCACCGACUGCGAUCUCGGCCCUGACCCUCUCAGUUGCCGUCCCUGCGGAAUAAGGUGUUCGCGUCCGGCGGACUUGAAGAGGCACCUGGACACAUCCAGGGUGCAUUCCCGUCCAAAGGGGCCGAUAUGCCAGGAGCCCGGCUGCAAAAGCGCCUCGAGAUUCACUAGGGUCGAUAAUUUCAAGACUCAUUAUGUGAAUAUUCACGGCAAGAGUAGGGAUGAGGCGGAUGAGGUUAUCCGGGAGUGGAAGGCUCAAAACAAGCCCUAGGUGCUUGGCGUUGGGUGAGAGAUUGUGUUUUGCAAAGGCAUAGCGGUGAUGGAGUAAGGGGGGGCGGAUACGAGUAGAGAGUGAAUAUCCACGAAUCCCUCGAGAGGCUGGUUUGGGAUAAUUGGGCGUGGGGAUACACGCCAGUGACGGUAUCCCACGUCAAGGUAUUGGGGGCUACUAAUAUCUAAGGGGGGUGGGGUCGAGUCCAACAACACCGAGAAAUAGCUCAGCGGCUGAGGUUUGUCCUAGGAAUCAGCCUUCCCGGCAUCCCAAACUAUGUACAUAGCUUCUGAUAGCACUCCCUCAAAAACUAGCCAACUCCACUCUCUUCUACAAAGCACAAUAAUUAAUUAUUCUCAAUUUCCCUUCUUUGGAACCCGUAAAAUUUCCCCUGUUUUUGUGACCCUCUGCUCCCCAAUAAGCAAACAGAUAGAUCAGUCCAAAAAAGGAGCGCAAGAGCAUCAAAAACGCGAGUUAAGCCUGGGGAAUACGAGUACAUCAAGAGAAAAGCUCAGAAAAAAUGCGUCGGGCUCCUAACUUGCCAAUAGAGAAGCGAGGAUUGGCGAAAUUGAGGGGAAGGUGGCCUGCCUUUCUACCGUGAUGGUGGAGAAGGGGCCUUACCCCAAGGCUCUAAUUCGUCUUAGAAUUGCCCCCGUAAUAAUGUACUUUUUUUUUCCUGUA
This is a messenger RNA of Tuber aestivum (summer truffle), 1390 nucleotides long. The record is from the annotation of a GenBank genome assembly. NCBI's taxonomy places the organism in Eukaryota, Fungi, Ascomycota, Pezizomycetes, Pezizales, Tuberaceae.